This is a messenger RNA of Pan troglodytes (chimpanzee), 18824 nucleotides long. It is a transcript of the gene FAT4, whose product is annotated as FAT atypical cadherin 4. The coding region runs from base 97 to 15048 and encodes 4983 amino acids. Gene Ontology annotation, molecular function: calcium ion binding; beta-catenin binding; cadherin binding. Gene Ontology annotation, cellular component: plasma membrane; catenin complex. Lineage: Eukaryota; Metazoa; Chordata; Mammalia; Primates; Hominidae. Gene Ontology annotation, biological process: cell migration; homophilic cell-cell adhesion; multicellular organism development. The transcript is spliced from 18 exons. The record is from RefSeq and is a predicted model, not a curated record.
UUCUCCCGGUUCCCCACCACCCCUUCCCCGGUGCGCAGUUGUGCUUGGACGUUUGUUCCUCCCACUUCACGUUCUUCGCUGCGGGGAGCCAGGACCAUGGACUUAGCACCAGACAGGGCUACUGGCCGCCCGUGGCUCCCGUUGCACACUCUAUCAGUAUCUCAGCUCCUUCGAGUGUUUUGGCUACUGUCAUUGCUUCCGGGGCAGGCCUGGGUCCACGGGGCCGAGCCACGCCAGGUGUUCCAAGUGCUGGAAGAGCAACCUCCAGGCACUCUGGUAGGCACCAUCCAGACGCGCCCGGGCUUCACCUACAGGCUCAGCGAAAGCCACGCCCUGUUUGCCAUAAACAGUAGCACCGGAGCCCUGUACACCACCUCCACCAUCGACCGCGAGAGCCUGCCCAGCGACGUGAUCAACCUGGUGGUCCUUUCCAGCGCGCCCACCUACCCCACCGAAGUGCGAGUGCUGGUGCGGGACCUCAAUGACAACGCUCCCGUUUUCCCGGACCCCUCUAUCGUGGUCACUUUCAAGGAAGACAGUAGCAGCGGACGCCAAGUCAUCUUAGACACCGCCACCGACUCGGACAUCGGCUCAAACGGUGUGGACCACCGCUCCUACCGCAUCAUCCGCGGCAAUGAGGCGGGGCGCUUCCGUCUGGACAUCACCCUGAACCCGAGCGGCGAGGGAGCGUUCCUGCAUCUGGUGUCCAAGGGCGGACUGGACCGUGAGGUCACUCCACAGUACCAGCUCCUGGUUGAGGUGGAGGACAAGGGUGAGCCUAAGCGGCGGGGCUACCUUCAGGUAAACGUGACUGUGCAAGACAUUAAUGACAACCCCCCGGUUUUUGGCAGUUCUCACUACCAGGCGGGGGUGCCUGAGGACGCGGUUGUGGGCUCCAGCGUCCUCCAGGUGGCGGCGGCGGACGCGGACGAGGGCACCAACGCGGACAUCCGCUAUCGCCUGCAGGACGAGGGGACCCCCUUCCAAAUGGACCCUGAGACGGGACUUAUCACGGUGCGGGAGCCCCUGGACUUCGAAGCUCGGCGCCAAUACUCGCUUACGGUGCAGGCGAUGGACAGAGGCGUGCCUUCCCUCACUGGGCGCGCCGAGGCGCUGAUUCAGCUGCUGGACGUGAAUGACAAUGACCCGGUAGUGAAGUUCCGCUACUUCCCGGCCACCUCGCGCUACGCCUCGGUAGAUGAGAAUGCUCAAGUGGGCACCGUGGUGGCUCUGCUCACCGUGACGGACGCAGAUUCUCCCGCGGCCAACGGGAACAUCUCCGUGCAAAUUCUCGGGGGCAAUGAGCAGCGCCACUUUGAAGUGCAAAGCAGCAAAGUGCCGAACCUGAGCCUAAUCAAGGUGGCCAGCGCCUUGGACCGCGAGCGCAUCCCUUCCUACAACCUCACAGUUUCCGUCUCUGAUAACUACGGGGCGCCCCCUGGCGCAGCAGUCCAAACGCGCUCUUCUGUGGCAAGCUUGGUGAUUUUUGUUAAUGACAUCAAUGACCAUCCUCCUGUCUUUUCACAGCAAGUGUACAGAGUGAACCUGAGCGAGGAGGCGCCUCCGGGAAGCUAUGUGAGUGGGAUAUCUGCCACUGAUGGCGACUCUGGUCUCAAUGCUAAUCUGCGUUACAGCAUUGUCUCUGGCAAUGGACUGGGAUGGUUCCAUAUCAGUGAACAUAGCGGCCUCGUGACCACUGGGUCUUCUGGGGGCCUGGACCGUGAACUUGCUUCCCAGAUUGUUCUGAAUAUAAGUGCCCGGGACCAGGGAGUUCACCCCAAGGUGUCCUAUGCCCAGCUUGUAGUAACUCUCCUAGAUGUGAAUGAUGAAAAGCCAGUAUUUAGCCAGCCAGAAGGUUAUGAUGUGUCUGUGGUUGAGAAUGCCCCAACAGGGACAGAACUGUUGAUGCUCAGGGCAACUGACGGGGACCUGGGUGACAACGGAACAGUGCGCUUCUCCUUACAAGAGGCAGAGACUGACCGGAGGUCCUUCCGUCUGGAUCCUGUGUCUGGGAGGUUGAGUACUAUUUCCUCCUUGGACAGAGAAGAGCAAGCCUUCUACUCCCUGUUGGUUCUGGCCACAGAUCUGGGCUCCCCUCCCCAGUCAUCAAUGGCUCGCAUAAAUGUGAGUCUUCUGGAUAUAAAUGAUAACAGCCCUGUCUUCUACCCGGUCCAAUACUUUGCUCACAUUAAGGAGAAUGAGCCUGGAGGUAGCUACAUAACCACUGUGUCUGCCACUGACCCGGACUUGGGUACCAAUGGUACUGUCAAAUAUAGCAUAUCUGCUGGGGACAGGUCUCGGUUUCAGGUCAAUGCUCAGAGUGGGGUUAUUUCUACAAGAAUGGCCCUAGACAGAGAAGAAAAAACAGCUUAUCAGUUGCAAAUAGUAGCUACUGAUGGUGGCAAUUUACAAUCUCCCAACCAGGCAAUAGUAACCAUCACUGUAUUGGACACUCAAGACAACCCACCUGUAUUCAGUCAGGUUGCCUACAGCUUUGUGGUUUUUGAGAACGUGGCGCUGGGAUAUCAUGUGGGUAGUGUGUCUGCAUCCACCAUGGAUCUCAAUUCCAACAUCAGUUAUCUCAUUACUACUGGGGAUCAAAAAGGUAUGUUUGCUAUCAACCAGGUCACUGGGCAGCUUACCACAGCAAAUGUGAUUGAUAGAGAAGAGCAAUCCUUUUAUCAGCUGAAGGUAGUGGCCAGUGGGGGCACAGUGACUGGAGACACUAUGGUUAACAUAACAGUUAAGGAUUUGAAUGACAACUCUCCCCAUUUCCUUCAGGCAAUAGAGAGUGUAAAUGUGGUGGAGAAUUGGCAGGCAGGUCACAGCAUUUUCCAGGCCAAAGCUGUGGACCCUGAUGAAGGUGUCAAUGGCAUGGUACUCUAUAGUCUGAAGCAAAACCCCAAGAACCUGUUUACUAUCAAUGAAAAGAAUGGUACUAUUAGUCUGCUUGGGCCCCUGGAUGUUCAUGCUGGCUCCUACCAAAUAGAGAUCUUGGCAUCUGACAUGGGUGUCCCACAGCUCUCCUCUAGUGUCAUCCUAACAGUUUAUGUCCAUGAUGUAAAUGACAAUUCACCAGUGUUUGACCAACUCUCUUAUGAAGUCACUCUUUCUGAGUCAGAACCUGUGAAUUCUCGAUUCUUUAAAGUACAAGCUUCUGAUAAGGAUUCAGGAGCAAAUGGUGAAAUUGCAUACACCAUUGCUGAAGGAAAUACAGGGGAUGCUUUUGGCAUAUUCCCAGAUGGUCAAUUGUAUAUAAAAAGUGAACUUGACCGUGAACUUCAAGACAGAUAUGUUUUAAUGGUUGUUGCUUCUGACAGAGCAGUGGAACCCCUUAGUGCUACUGUGAAUGUUACUGUAAUUUUAGAAGAUGUAAAUGAUAACAGACCUCUUUUUAACAGUACCAAUUACACAUUUUACUUCGAAGAAGAGCAGAGGGCUGGGUCGUUUGUGGGCAAAGUAAGUGCUGUAGAUAAAGACUUUGGGCCAAAUGGAGAAGUAAGGUAUUCUUUUGAAAUGGUGCAGCCAGAUUUUGAGUUGCAUGCCAUCAGUGGGGAAAUUACAAAUACUCAUCAGUUUGACAGGGAGUCUCUUAUGAGGCAGAGAGGGACUGCUGUGUUUAGCUUUACAGUCGUAGCAACAGAUCAGGGGCUCCCUCAGCCUCUCAAGGAUCAGGCCACUGUACAUGUUUACAUGAAGGAUAUAAAUGAUAAUGCUCCCAAAUUUUUAAAAGACUUUUACCAAGCUACAAUAUCAGAGUCAGCAGCCAAUCUGACACAAGUGUUAAGAGUAUCUGCCUCAGAUGUUGAUGAAGGUAAUAAUGGACUUAUUCACUAUUCUAUAAUAAAAGGAAAUGAAGAAAGACAGUUUGCUAUAGACAGUACCUCUGGUCAGGUAGCACUAAUUGGCAAAUUAGACUAUGAAGCAACACCUGCCUAUUCCCUUGUAAUUCAAGCAGUGGAUUCAGGGACAAUCCCCCUCAAUUCAACGUGUACUUUAAAUAUUGAUAUUUUAGAUGAAAAUGACAAUACCCCUUCUUUCCCUAAAUCAACACUCUUUGUUGAUGUUUUGGAAAACAUGAGAAUUGGUGAACUCGUGUCCUCUGUUACUGCAACUGAUUCCGAUUCAGGUGACAAUGCUGAUUUAUAUUACAGUAUUACUGGGACUAACAACCACGGAACUUUUAGCAUUAGCCCAAACACUGGGAGUAUUUUUCUUGCCAAAAAAUUGGACUUUGAAACACAGUCUUUGUAUAAAUUAAAUAUAACAGCAAAAGACCAAGGAAGACCUCCUCGUUCAUCUACAAUGUCAGUGGUUAUUCACGUGAGGGACUUUAAUGACAAUCCUCCUAGCUUUCCUCCUGGAGAUAUUUUCAAGUCUAUUGUUGAGAACAUUCCCAUUGGUACAUCUGUCAUUUCAGUGACUGCACAUGACCCUGAUGCAGACAUUAAUGGGCAACUAUCCUACACAAUCAUUCAACAGAUGCCAAGAGGCAACCACUUUACCAUAGAUGAAGUCAAAGGGACUAUAUAUACUAAUGCUGAAAUAGAUCGGGAAUUUGCUAAUCUCUUUGAGUUGACUGUAAAAGCCAAUGAUCAAGCUGUGCCAAUAGAAACUAGACGGUAUGCUUUGAAGAACGUGACCAUUUUGGUUACAGACCUCAAUGACAAUGUCCCAAUGUUUAUAUCACAAAACGCCCUUGCUGCAGACCCAUCAGCUGUGAUUGGUUCCGUUCUGACAACAAUUAUGGCUGCUGACCCAGAUGAAGGUGCUAAUGGAGAAAUAGAGUAUGAGAUCAUCAAUGGGGACACAGACACCUUCAUUGUUGAUCGUUAUAGUGGAGACCUGAGAGUGGCUUCAGCGUUGGUGCCUUCGCAGUUGAUCUACAACCUCAUAGUUUCAGCAACAGACCUUGGGCCUGAAAGGAGGAAAUCGACCACUGAAUUGACCAUCAUUCUUCAGGGCCUUGAUGGACCUGUUUUUACUCAACCCAAAUAUAUAACUAUUUUGAAGGAAGGAGAACCCAUUGGCACAAACGUGAUAUCAAUAGAAGCAGCUAGCCCCAGAGGAUCUGAGGCCCCAGUGGAGUAUUAUAUUGUUUCAGUUCGUUGUGAAGAAAAAACUGUUGGACGCCUCUUUACUAUUGGACGACAUACUGGUAUAAUUCAGACCGCAGCCAUUCUGGACCGGGAGCAAGGAGCAUGUCUUUACCUGGUGGAUGUUUAUGCCAUAGAAAAAUCAACUGCUUUUCCCAGAACACAGAGAGCAGAGGUAGAAAUAACACUUCAGGAUAUCAAUGACAAUCCACCAGUAUUUCCAACGGACAUGCUGGAUCUCACUGUAGAGGAGAACAUUGGAGAUGGCUCUAAGAUUAUGCAGCUGACAGCCAUGGAUGCUGAUGAGGGUGCAAAUGCUCUCGUCACAUACACUAUCAUUAGUGGAGCUGAUGAUAGUUUUCGCAUUGACCCAGAAUCCGGAGAUCUGAUAGCAACCAGGCGGUUGGACAGGGAACGCCGCUCCAAAUAUUCACUGCUAGUUCGUGCUGAUGAUGGUCUUCAGUCCUCGGAUAUGAGAAUUAAUAUCACUGUCAGUGAUGUGAAUGACCAUACACCCAAAUUUUCCAGACCUGUAUACUCUUUUGACAUUCCUGAGGACACAAUCCCUGGUUCUUUGGUAGCAGCCAUUUUAGCCACGGAUGAUGACUCUGGUGUGAAUGGAGAAAUUACAUAUAUUGUGAAUGAAGAUGAUGAAGAUGGCAUCUUUUUCCUGAAUCCCAUUACUGGGGUCUUUAAUUUGACUCGAUUAUUAGAUUAUGAAGUACAGCAAUAUUAUAUCCUCACUGUUCGAGCAGAAGACGGUGGGGGACAAUUUACUACCAUCAGAGUUUAUUUCAAUAUUCUAGAUGUAAAUGAUAAUCCACCUAUUUUCAGCUUGAAUUCAUAUAGCACAUCUUUAAUGGAGAAUCUACCUGUGGGAUCUACUGUUCUUGUGUUUAAUGUUACUGAUGCAGAUGAUGGCAUCAACUCUCAAUUGACUUAUAGCAUUGCUUCAGGUGAUAGCCUUGGGCAGUUUACUGUUGACAAGAAUGGUGUACUCAAAGUCCUAAAAGCUUUGGAUCGGGAAAGUCAGUCCUUCUACAACUUGGUUGUUCAAGUGCAUGACCUGCCACAGAUUCCAGCCUCCAGAUUCACAAGCACUGCUCAAGUCUCCAUUAUUUUGUUGGAUGUAAAUGAUAACCCACCGACAUUUCUUUCCCCUAAAUUGACAUACAUUCCAGAAAAUACACCUAUUGAUACUGUUGUUUUCAAAGCUCAAGCAACUGACCCAGAUAGUGGCCCAAACAGCUAUAUUGAGUACACUCUGCUGAACCCUUUGGGAAACAAGUUCAGUAUUGGGACCAUUGAUGGUGAAGUGAGGCUCACUGGAGAACUGGACAGAGAAGAAGUUUCUAAUUAUACUCUAACAGUGGUGGCUACAGACAAAGGUCAACCGUCUCUCUCUUCAUCUACAGAGGUUGUAGUUGUGGUACUUGACAUCAAUGAUAACAACCCCAUCUUUGCACAAGCUUUGUAUAAAGUGGAGAUUAAUGAAAACACACUUACUGGAACAGAUAUAAUACAAGUGUUCGCAGCAGAUGGAGAUGAAGGCACAAAUGGACAGGUUCGCUAUGGCAUUGUUAAUGGUAAUACCAAUCAGGAAUUUCGGAUAGACUCUGUCACAGGUGCCAUCACUGUUGCUAAACCUUUGGAUAGAGAAAAGACCCCUACCUACCAUUUAACUGUUCAGGCAACAGAUCGAGGCAGCACACCCAGAACUGAUACCUCCACGGUCAGCAUUGUUCUACUGGAUAUUAAUGACUUUGUUCCUGUAUUUGAGCUAUCUCCGUAUUCUGUAAAUGUCCCUGAGAAUUUAGGGACACUACCCAGAACAAUUCUUCAGGUGGUGGCAAGAGAUGAUGAUCAAGGAUCUAACAGCAAACUCUCAUAUGUUCUGUUUGGUGGUAAUGAAGACAAUGCUUUUACUCUCUCAGCCAGUGGAGAACUUGGAGUAACACAGAGUCUGGAUCGGGAAACAAAAGAGCGCUUUGUCUUAAUGAUUACAGCUACAGAUUCAGGAUCCCCUGCCUUGACUGGAACUGGAACAAUCAACGUCAUAGUAGAUGAUGUCAAUGACAAUGUCCCCACAUUUGCCAGUAAAGCGUAUUUCACAACAAUUCCUGAGGAUGCACCAACUGGAACAGAUGUUUUAUUGGUAAAUGCCUCAGAUGCUGAUGCUUCAACGAAUGCAGUUAUAAGUUAUAGGAUCAUCGGUGGAAACUCUCAGUUCACGAUCAACCCAUCGACAGGACAAAUCAUCACCAGCGCAUUGUUAGAUAGGGAAACAAAAGAUAAUUAUACUUUGGUAGUGGUCUGCAGUGAUGCGGGAUCCCCAGAGCCUCUUUCCAGUUCCACUAGUGUGCUUGUCACUGUGACUGAUGUCAAUGACAAUCCGCCAAGAUUUCAGCAUCACCCAUAUGUCACUCACAUCCCAUCUCCUACUCUUCCAGGUUCCUUUGUCUUUGCGGUUACAGUCACAGAUGCUGAUAUUGGACCAAAUUCUGAACUGCAUUAUUCUCUUUCGGGUAGAAAUUCUGAAAAAUUUCACAUUGACCCAUUGAGGGGAGCCAUUAUGGCCGCCGGACCACUAAACGGAGCUUCAGAAGUGACAUUUUCUGUGCAUGUAAAAGAUGGUGGCUCAUUUCCAAAGACAGAUUCUACAACAGUGACUGUUAGAUUCGUGAAUAAGGCCGAUUUCCCUAAAGUCAGAGCCAAAGAACAAACGUUCAUGUUUCCUGAAAACCAACCAGUCAGCUCGCUUGUCACCACCAUCACAGGAUCCUCUUUAAGAGGAGAACCUAUGUCAUAUUAUAUCGCAAGUGGGAAUCUUGGCAAUACUUUCCAGAUUGAUCAGUUAACAGGGCAGGUGUCUAUUAGUCAACCUCUGGAUUUUGAAAAGAUACAAAAAUAUGUUGUAUGGAUAGAGGCCAGAGAUGGUGGUUUCCCUCCUUUCUCCUCUUACGAGAAACUUGAUAUAACAGUAUUAGAUGUCAAUGAUAAUGCCCCAAUUUUUAAGGAAGACCCAUUUAUAUCUGAAAUAUUGGAAAACCUUUCCCCUCGAAAAAUACUUACUGUUUCGGCAAUGGACAAGGACAGUGGACCCAAUGGACAGUUAGAUUAUGAAAUUGUUAAUGGCAACAUGGAAAAUAGUUUCAGUAUCAAUCAUGCUACUGGUGAAAUUAGAAGCGUUAGACCUUUGGACAGGGAAAAAGUAUCUCAUUAUGUCCUAACCAUAAAAUCAUCAGACAAAGGGUCCCCGUCUCAGAGUACUUCAGUAAAAGUCAUGAUUAACAUUUUAGAUGAAAAUGAUAAUGCCCCUAGGUUUUCUCAGAUAUUUAGUGCCCAUGUUCCUGAAAAUUCCUCCUUAGGAUACACAGUUACCCGUGUCACAACUUCUGAUGAAGACGUUGGGAUUAAUGCAAUUAGUAGAUAUUCUAUAAUGGAUGCAAGUCUUCCAUUUACAAUUAAUCCCAGCACAGGGGAUAUUGUCAUAAGCAGACCUUUAAAUAGGGAAGAUACAGACCGUUACAGAAUUCGAGUUUCUGCACAUGAUUCUGGGUGGACUGUAAGUACAGAUGUCACAAUAUUUGUGACAGACAUCAAUGACAAUGCUCCAAGAUUUAGCAGAACUUCCUAUUAUUUAGAUUGCCCUGAACUUACUGAGAUUGGCUCCAAAGUAGCUCAGGUAUUUGCAACAGAUCCUGAUGAGGGAUCAAAUGGACAAGUGUUUUAUUUCAUAAAAUCUCAAUCAGAAUAUUUCAGGAUUAAUGCCACCACCGGAGAGAUUUUCAAUAAACAGAUCUUAAAAUACCAAAAUGUCACUGGCUUCAGUAAUGUGAAUAUCAACAGGCAUAGUUUUAUAGUGACAUCUUCAGAUCGAGGUAAACCUUCCUUAAUUAGUGAGACAACAGUUACCAUCAAUAUAGUGGACAGUAAUGACAAUGCACCUCAAUUUCUUAAAAGUAAAUAUUUCACUCCAGUCACCAAAAAUGUUAAGGUUGGUACGAAGUUAAUCAGAGUUACAGCAAUAGAUGACAAAGAUUUUGGACUGAAUUCAGAAGUGGAGUAUUUCAUUUCUAAUGAUAACCAUUUAGGAAAAUUUAAGUUGGACAAUGAUACGGGGUGGAUUUCAGUAGCAUCCUCCCUGAUUUCUGACUUGAACCAAAACUAUUUUAUCACAGUCACUGCAAAGGAUAAGGGAAACCCUCCACUUUCUUCCCAAGCAACUGUUCACAUAACUGUCACUGAGGAAAACUACCAUACACCUGAAUUCUCUCAAAGCCACAUGAGUGCAACCAUCCCUGAGAGCCAUAGCGUUGGGUCCAUUGUCAGAACUGUUUCUGCAAGAGAUAGAGAUGCAGCGAUGAAUGGCUUGAUUAAGUACAGCAUUUCUUCAGGAAAUGAAGAAGGCAUUUUUGCAAUCAAUUCUUCUACAGGUAUAUUAACACUAGCCAAAGCUCUUGAUUAUGAGCUUUGCCAGAAACACGAAAUGACGAUUAGUGCUAUAGAUGGAGGAUGGGUUGCAAGAACUGGUUACUGCAGUGUGACCGUAAAUGUGAUUGAUGUGAAUGAUAAUUCUCCAGUAUUCCUCUCUGAUGACUAUUUCCCUACUGUUUUGGAAAAUGCCCCAAGUGGAACAACAGUUAUCCACCUAAAUGCAACAGAUGCUGACUCUGGAACAAAUGCUGUGAUUGCGUAUACUGUACAGUCAUCUGACAGUGACCUCUUUGUCAUUGACCCUAACACAGGAGUCAUAACCACUCAAGGCUUCUUGGAUUUUGAAACCAAGCAGAGCUACCAUCUUACUGUGAAAGCCUUCAAUGUCCCUGAUGAGGAAAGGUGUAGCUUUGCCACUGUUAAUGUACAAUUAAAAGGGACAAAUGAAUAUGUGCCCCGUUUUGUUUCCAAACUUUACUAUUUUGAAAUCUCAGAAGCAGCUCCUAAAGGUACUAUUGUUGGAGAAGUGUUUGCUAGCGACCGUGAUUUGGGCACUGAUGGGGAGGUACACUAUUUGAUUUUUGGUAAUAGUCGAAAGAAGGGUUUCCAGAUCAAUAAGAAGACUGGACAGAUUUAUGUUUCUGGAAUUCUUGAUCGAGAAAAAGAAGAAAGGGUGUCUUUGAAGGUAUUGGCCAAGAACUUUGGCAGCAUUAGAGGUGCAGAUAUAGAUGAGGUCACUGUAAAUGUCACUGUGCUUGAUGCAAAUGACCCACCUGUUUUUACUCUAAACGUCUACAGUGUGCAGAUCAGUGAAGGGGUCCCAAUAGGAACUCAUGUGACCUUUGUCAGUGCCUUUGACUCAGACUCCAUCCCCAGCUGGAGCAGGUUUUCUUACUUCAUCGGAUCAGGGAAUGAAAAUGGUGCCUUUUCUAUUAAUCCACAGACAGGACAGAUCACCGUUACUGCAGAAUUAGAUCGAGAAACCCUUCCCAUCUAUAAUCUCUCAGUUUUGGCUGUUGAUUCAGGGACCCCCUCAGCUACAGGUAGUGCCUCUUUAUUAGUCACCCUGGAAGAUAUAAAUGAUAACGGGCCCAUGCUGACUGUCAGUGAAGGAGAAGUCAUGGAAAACAAACGGCCAGGCACUUUGGUGAUGACCCUUCAGUCCACUGACCCUGAUCUCCCUCCAAAUCAAGGUCCCUUUACUUAUUACUUGCUGAGCACAGGUCCUGCCACCAGUUAUUUCAGUCUGAGCACUGCUGGAGUUCUGAGCACAACCAGAGAGAUUGACAGAGAGCAGAUUGCAGACUUCUAUCUGUCUGUGGUUACCAAGGAUUCUGGUGUUCCUCAAAUGUCUUCCACAGGAACUGUGCAUAUCACAGUUAUAGACCAAAAUGACAAUCCUUCACAGUCUCGGACGGUGGAGAUAUUUGUUAAUUAUUAUGGCAACUUGUUUCCCGGUGGGAUUUUAGGCUCUGUGAAGCCACAGGAUCCAGAUGUGUUAGACAGCUUCCACUGCUCCCUUACUUCAGGAGUUACCAGCCUCUUCAGUAUUCCAGGGGGUACUUGUGAUCUGAAUUCCCAGCCAAGGUCCACAGAUGGCACGUUUGAUCUGACUGUCCUUAGCAAUGAUGGAGUUCACAGCACAGUCACGAGCAACAUCCGAGUUUUCUUUGCUGGAUUUUCCAAUGCCACAGUGGAUAACAGCAUCUUACUUCGUCUCGGCGUAUCAACAGUAAAGGACUUCUUGACCAACCACUACCUUCAUUUUUUACGCAUUGCCAGCUCACAGCUGACAGGCUUAGGGACUGCUGUGCAACUGUACAGUGCAUAUGAAGAGAACAAUAGAACGUUUCUUUUGGCAGCUGUAAAGCGAAAUCAUAAUCAGUAUGUGAAUCCCAGUGGCGUAGCCACCUUCUUUGAAAGCAUCAAAGAGAUCCUUCUCCGGCAGAGUGGAGUAAAGGUGGAAUCUGUGGAUCAUGACUCCUGUGUGCAUGGCCCAUGUCAGAAUGGAGGGAGCUGUCUACGAAGACUGGCUGUGAGCUCCGUAUUAAAAAGCCGUGAGAGUCUUCCAGUCAUCAUCGUAGCAAAUGAACCUCUGCAGCCUUUCUUAUGCAAGUGUCUGCCAGGAUAUGCGGGUAGCUGGUGUGAAAUAGAUAUAGAUGAAUGUCUUCCAUCACCUUGCCACAAUGGUGGAACCUGUCACAAUUUAGUGGGAGGAUUUUCAUGCAGCUGCCCAGAUGGCUUCACUGGUAGGGCGUGUGAGAGAGAUAUCAAUGAGUGCCUGCAGAGUCCUUGCAAGAAUGGUGCCGUCUGCCAGAAUUUUCCAGGAAGCUUCAACUGUGUUUGCAAAACUGGAUACACAGGGAAAAUGUGUGAAUCUUCAGUCAAUUACUGUGAAUGCAACCCCUGCUUUAAUGGUGGUUCCUGCCACAGUGGUGUGGAUUCUUAUUAUUGUCAUUGUCCAUUUGGUGUCUUUGGAAAACACUGCGAGUUGAACAGUUAUGGAUUUGAGGAGUUAUCAUACAUGGAAUUUCCAAGCUUGGACCCCAAUAACAACUAUAUUUAUGUCAAAUUUGCCACGAUUAAAAGUCAUGCCUUAUUGCUUUACAACUAUGACAACCAGACAGGCGACCGGGCUGAGUUUUUGGCCCUUGAAAUUGCCGAAGAAAGACUAAGAUUCUCUUAUAAUUUAGGCAGUGGUACAUAUAAGCUCACCACCAUGAAGAAGGUGUCAGACGGACAUUUUCACACUGUGAUUGCCAGGAGAGCAGGAAUGGCAGCCUCCUUAACUGUGGACUCCUGUUCUGAGAACCAAGAGCCAGGAUAUUGUACUGUCAGUAAUGUGGCAGUUUCAGAUGACUGGACUCUUGAUGUUCAGCCAAAUAGAGUUACAGUUGGAGGUAUCAGAUCUCUAGAACCAGUCCUUCAGAGAAGAGGACACGUGGAAAGCCAUGAUUUUGUUGGGUGUAUAAUGGAGUUUGCAGUCAAUGGAAGGCCUCUGGAACCCAGCCAAGCUUUGGCAGCACAAGGCAUCCUAGAUCAAUGCCCUAGGCUGGAAGGCGCUUGUACUCGCAGCCCAUGCCAACAUGGUGGCACAUGUAUGGAUUACUGGUCAUGGCAGCAGUGUCAUUGCAAAGAGGGACUCACUGGGAAAUACUGUGAAAAAUCUGUUACUCCUGACACUGCCUUAUCAUUAGAAGGCAAAGGGCGCUUGGACUACCACAUGAGUCAGAAUGAGAAGCGGGAAUAUUUGUUAAGGCAAAGCUUACGAGGUGCCAUGUUGGAGCCUUUUGGUGUGAACAGUCUGGAAGUAAAAUUUAGGACCAGAAGCGAGAAUGGCGUUUUAAUCCAUAUCCAAGAAAGCAGCAAUUACACUACUGUGAAGAUUAAGAAUGGCAAAGUACAUUUUACAUCCGAUGCAGGAAUCGCUGGGAAAGUGGAGAGAAAUAUUCCUGAAGUAUAUGUUGCAGACGGCCACUGGCACACUUUUCUAAUUGGGAAAAAUGGAACAGCAACAGUAUUGUCUGUUGACAGAAUAUAUAACAGAGAUAUUAUCCACCCUACUCAGGACUUCGGUGGCCUUGAUGUGCUUACUAUAUCACUUGGAGGAAUUCCACCCAAUCAAGCACAUCGAGAUGCCCAAACAGCAGGUUUUGAUGGCUGCAUUGCUUCUAUGUGGUAUGGUGGAGAAAGUCUUCCUUUCAGCGGGAAGCAUAGCUUGGCCUCCAUCUCAAAAACAGAUCCCUCAGUGAAGAUUGGCUGCCGUGGCCCGAACAUUUGUGCCAGCAACCCCUGCUGGGGUGAUUUGCUGUGCAUUAAUCAGUGGUAUGCCUACAGGUGUGUCCCUCCUGGGGACUGUGCCUCCCACCCGUGCCAGAAUGGUGGCAGCUGUGAGCCAGGCCUGCACUCCGGCUUCACCUGUAGCUGCCCAGACUCGCACACGGGAAGGACCUGUGAGAUGGUGGUGGCCUGUCUUGGCGUCCUCUGUCCUCAGGGGAAGGUGUGCAAAGCUGGAAGUCCUGCGGGGCAUGUCUGUGUUCUGAGUCAGGGCCCUGAAGAGAUCUCUCUGCCUUUGUGGGCUGUGCCUGCCAUCGUGGGCAGCUGCGCAACCGUCUUGGCCCUCCUGGUCCUUAGCCUGAUCCUGUGUAACCAGUGCAGGGGGAAGAAGGCCAAAAAUCCCAAAGAGGAGAAGAAACCGAAGGAGAAGAAGAAAAAGGGAAGUGAGAACGUUGCUUUUGAUGACCCUGACAAUAUCCCUCCCUAUGGGGAUGACAUGACUGUGAGGAAGCAGCCUGAAGGGAACCCAAAACCAGAUAUCAUUGAAAGGGAAAACCCCUACCUUAUCUAUGAUGAAACUGAUAUUCCUCACAACUCAGAAACCAUCCCCAGCGCCCCUUUGGCAUCUCCAGAGCAGGAGAUAGAGCACUAUGACAUUGACAACGCCAGCAGCAUUGCCCCUUCGGAUGCAGACAUCAUUCAACACUACAAGCAGUUCCGCAGCCACACACCAAAAUUUUCAAUCCAGAGGCACAGUCCCCUAGGCUUUGCAAGGCAAUCCCCCAUGCCCUUAGGAGCAAGCAGUUUGACUUACCAGCCUUCAUAUGGUCAAGGUUUGAGAACCAGCUCCCUAAGCCACUCAGCGUGCCCAACUCCCAACCCUCUGUCUCGACACAGUCCAGCCCCUUUCUCCAAAUCUUCUACGUUCUAUAGAAACAGCCCAGCAAGGGAAUUGCAUCUUCCUAUAAGGGAUGGUAAUACUUUGGAAAUGCAUGGUGACACCUGCCAACCUGGCAUUUUCAACUAUGCCACAAGGCUGGGAAGGAGAAGCAAGAGUCCUCAGGCCAUGGCAUCACAUGGUUCUAGACCAGGGAGUCGCCUAAAGCAGCCGAUUGGGCAGAUUCCACUGGAAUCUUCUCCUCCAGUCGGACUUUCUAUUGAGGAAGUGGAGAGGCUCAACACACCUCGCCCUAGAAACCCAAGUAUCUGCAGUGCAGACCAUGGGAGGUCUUCUUCAGAGGAGGACUGCAGAAGGCCACUGUCUAGAACAAGGAAUCCAGCGGAUGGCAUUCCAGCUCCAGAAUCCUCUUCUGAUAGUGACUCCCAUGAAUCUUUCACUUGCUCAGAAAUGGAAUAUGACAGGGAGAAGCCAAUGGUAUAUACUUCCAGGAUGCCCAAAUUAUCUCAAGUCAAUGAAUCUGAUGCAGAUGAUGAAGAUAAUUAUGGAGCCAGACUGAAGCCUCGAAGGUACCACGGUCGCAGGGCCGAGGGAGGACCUGUGGGCACCCAGGCAGCAGCACCAGGCACUGCUGACAACACACUGCCCAUGAAGCUAGGGCAGCAAGCAGGGACUUUCAACUGGGACAACCUUUUGAACUGGGGCCCUGGCUUUGGCCAUUACGUAGAUGUUUUUAAAGAUUUGGCAUCUCUUCCAGAAAAAGCAGCAGCAAAUGAAGAAGGCAAAGCUGGGACAACUAAGCCAGUCCCCAAAGAUGGGGAAGCAGAACAGUAUGUGUGAAGUUUAUGUACUGGCACUGUAAAAAUAUAAAAACAAGAAAUAAUACUCAAACCAUUGUAAAGUUGCUGACUAGGUUGGGUCACAUUUGAAAAACAGGCCAGUAUGGACUAGUGGUGGAGGGAAAACUUUAAAAAUAAUAACCACAGUGCUGCUGAAACAGACUCACAACAACUCUUAAUUUAAACAUGUGUGGUUGAAUUUAUUUCCCUGCAUGCAUUGUGUUUUGUAACUAGUUAUGUGGCAUGCAGCAUUUGGAAAAUUUUUCUUAUUUACCAGUGUUUGAUUUGUGAUUUUUAAAAAUUGAUACCUUUACCAUUGCAGAAAAGAACUUGUGCUUUCCCAGUGGCGUAUGUGUAUUGUUUCAACUGUAUUAUUAUAAUUAUAUUUUGCAUUGCAAGAUUCUUGAUGUUAAACCAAUCCUUGUAAAGUGUAAAAAGGAACCCUCCUAUCGUGAAAUGAAAGAUUAAGUAUAUUAACACUUUUCAGAAUGAUAGUUUCUGUAUUUGAUGUUGCUCAGAAAUGUCUGAGUAUUUGAGUAAGUUUUACAUGACAGUGGGUACUGAAAUUAAGUCAUUUUGUUCAGCACUUUAAUGCUUUCUUAUAGAAUUGUCUUAAAACUUCUGGAUCCUUGAGCAAAUGAUUAUAGUCUCCUGACUUUCAUGAGGCUUCCAUUAGGAACAGAAUGAUUGCAUGUUGUCCCCAGAACACUGCCACCUUGCUAUGCGAAUGAUGUUCUCAGCAGCACUUCUAAAAAACACUCUUAAAAGUUAUUUAUUGAAAAUUUUUCCUAUGCUUUUAAUAUUUUAAAGAAUUGACCUAAGGAAAGCUUAUGAUUGGAUUUAUUUUCCAACCAGAUAACAUUUACUCUGAGUACCCAGUUUUUAUAAUUUAUAUGAAAUCAGAUUUCAACACUUUGUCAUUUUGUAGAUCAUUUUUUUAAAUACGGUGUAAAAACUUUUUUUACACCUAAGCUGUGUUUUUGAUACUGAUAUUUUCCUAUGCUGAAUAGUUUUCUUACUUUCAGGGAAGGUAAGAAAAUACUUUUUUUAUAUUUGUUACUUAUGUAACAUUCAUAUUUUUCACAUUUUGAUAUUUGUAACAUACUGUAUGCUUUCUACUUGUAAAUGUCAACAAUAGAAUUAAAAUAUUUAUUUAAAAUAUUUUGUAUUCAUAGUGUAAUAUUAAUUUUUAUCUUUCUAUAGUCUUUGUAUGCCCGAUUGAGAAUAGUCUCUACUUGUCAAUAGGGUAUGGCUACUUGAACUGUAUUUGAGCAGCAUCAUUUUCUUUUAAAAAAAUGUGAAUAUGGAUCAUUGCCAGAAGAGAUAUUUUAAAGUCACUUCAGUGCAUUCCUACCUGUCAGAGUUCUUGGCCUUCCCUGGAGUAUAAUGAGUCUAGACUAGGUUGAUCUUAGGGGACUAACUUUGUUAGGAAGCUGGUUUAAGCAUUCUGGCAAGAAAUGUUUGGAAAUUCCCAGUAGAAUGUGUUCACUGAAGACCAGCUUUAGAUCAGUCUUACAGCUAUAGAAGCAGCAAUGAAUUAGAGCUAAUUACGGAAAAAUGUCUGGGACUAAUCUUCUCCAAGGACCCAGCCCAAAAUUCUCUAAGUCCAAGGGUGGGUAGAAAGAAUGAUAGUGAAAGCUCCACUCUACAUAUGUAUCUUUAAUUUAUUGAUUACUCUGCUGCAUAAUUCUAAAGAAACUAUACAUGCUGUCUUAGCCAAGACAAACCUCUGUUUUCAGGAGUCAUAGUUACGUCUUAAAUAACAGGACUUUAAAAAAUUACGUCACUAUCUCAGCACAUUUGUAAUUAAAUAUCUGCCCCAAACCUAAUAUUCAUUGAGAAUACUCUCCUUUAAUACUGACUCUACCAUAUUGAAUAGGAAUUUUAACGAUGCGUAAAUUAACACCCACAGAUUGAGGCAUAUGCCAGAAUUAUUUUGUCAUUUAAUAAUGUUGACAUUAUUAUUUUUUUGUUUCAGAUUAGGAAAUGUAAUGUGUAUUUAAUCUAAAUCAUGAUAUUCCUUUAGGUUUAAACACUGAAUGUAAGAUAAUGAUCUGAUUUUCUCUUUUUUUGUCACCUGCAAUGAGCCAACAUGUUUUAAUAUUUCUCUAUGAAUUUUAUAAAUUUCUUCUCCAAAUAUGGAAACAUGUUCAUUGCUUUGUGUAACUCAAAACAGAAUACAUUUUUUAAAAAACUCUGAAGCAUCUCAAUGUCCUCAAGAAUAUAAACUCUAUAAUUUAGAACAGAGCUAAAUGUAAGAUGAUAAACAUGAUUAUAGUUAAGAGUAAAGGGGAAGGAACUUGGUGCCAAAAUUUCAUAUUCUUAUUCUCUAAGAAUUCUUUGUGAGAUAGAGAAUUACUAAUCCCUUGACUAAUCAAUCCCAGUUUAGGAACAUGAUAGGAUUCUCAUAGGACAAUUUCUAGUCUUUGGUUCUUCUUGGAAAUCUCUUCUACUGAAGCAAAGCCAAUAUUUAUAUCAAAAUAAAUCAGAAAUAUCUGAAAUGAAGGUCUCACUUUAAAAUGGACAGUAAUACUUAAUUUAUUGAAAUAUUGAAGUGACAUAUGGUGUACUAUGAGGGGGAGGGAUUAUAGGCAAAUUAACAGAUUAACAAUCCCCACAAAUUGAAUGGUUGGUAGUGACUUGCAUGUUCACACAUAAAAUUAUGACCUGAGAAUUUUAAUCCAUCCCCUGUCAAGUUUUAUUGGAUUUCCUGGAAUACAGUUACUCUACUCUGUAGAGGGCAGAGCAACUCCAUCUUGGAUGCUCAUCUUCCAUGUCUACUUCUGAUUAACCCCAGUUCUGGGAAUGCCUCUAAUAUUUCCAGUAUAUCUAUAGUUCCUUGUGUAAGAGCUUGUACUAACUGCAAAUCCUGACCUUCGGCAGAUUCACAUAGCAGUCUUGCAUUUCCAUAAGGGGUCAGCUUCAAUUGUCCUACACCUUUCUUUCCUAUGAUAUAUAAUGCCUGGGCUGGGGGUAAUGGUGCAGAGAUCUGCCGUUUUGUCUCUCCACUGCCUGAGGCACAAGCAUGGCUUCUGUUCAUAAGUCCCCAUUGAAUGAUUCUUUCUGAGCAGCUGGAUAUGUCAGUCAACUUCUUUCCUCAACCUGUCAGAUUUUGAGGGUAGAGUUGCAUAGACUGACUCACUGCAGAACAGACUCCUUUAGGCUCUUCUGCAUCUGUGUUGUGGGGAAAAUAUUACUUUCUUUCUGGUGCAUAUUGAAAAUACCCUUGCAGUUAUGCUGUCGUAACUGCAUGUGAUCACCCUGCCACAAGUUCUGUGAACAUGAUGUGGCAGCAUGACCCAGGACUUUGCUUACUCAGUUCUAAGGAGUACAUUAUUGUUGCUUUCAAUGUCAUCUUUAGAAUUUUCUAAAUUACUUGAUUUUAUCAAUAGCUUAAGAUAAAUUAAAAUCACUUUAAGAAAAUGGAAGCUGCUCUGCCAGUGGAUAGCCUUUUUUUUUUCUUAUCAAAUAAACUUGCUUUCACUUUACUCUAAAAAAAAAAAAACAAAUGAAAAGAAAAUGGAGCAGCAGAAGGUCCUGGAGCACAACUCCCCAUUGCAGGUUGCUAGCAAAAUACUUACCAAUAUCAAGGCUGAUGAGAAAUAGAACUGGCUUACACUAUUGAAAGUCAUGUCCCUUAUAGAUAUUUAUAAGGGAAAUAGAAUAUAUUACAAAGUGGCUUUAUUACUUCAGGCAUUCCAUCUCAGAACAAAUCACUAUUGUCAAGCAAAUGCAUUUUUAUUUUAUUAAAAUUUAAUAUUAUGGUAAAAUACAACU